Molecule: messenger RNA, 2397 nt
Organism: Nycticebus coucang (slow loris)
Lineage: Eukaryota; Metazoa; Chordata; Mammalia; Primates; Lorisidae
Gene: NSUN5
Product: NOP2/Sun RNA methyltransferase 5
Exons: 10
Coding region: 69-1430 (453 amino acids)
Biological process (GO): rRNA base methylation
Cellular component (GO): nucleolus
Molecular function (GO): methyltransferase activity
Source: RefSeq, a predicted model, not a curated record
CCUCGGAAGUCCGGCAGGGCGCAGAGCCGGGUGCGCUUCGCGACAGAGCCGUAAAGGUACCCGGGAACAUGGCGUUGUACGCAGCUGCGGCUGCAGUGCUGGCGGGUGUGGAGAACCGCCAGGGCUCCAUCAAGGGGUUGGUGUAUUCCAGCAGCUUCCAGAACGUGAAGCAGCUGUACGCCCUGGUGUGCGAGACUCAGCGCUACUCCGCGGUGCUGGACGCCGUGAUUGCCAGCGCCGGCCUACUCCGCUCCGAGAAGAAGUUGCGGCCGCACCUGGCUAAGGUGCUAGUAUAUGAGUUGUUGUUGGGAAAGGGCUUUCGAGGGGGUGGAGGCCGAUGGAAGCCUCUGCUGGGCCGGCAUCAGGCAAGGCUCAAGGCUGAGCUGGCCAGGCUCAAGGUUCAUCGGGGUGUGAGCCGGAACGAGGACCUGUUGGACGUGGGAUCCAAGUCUGAGUCAACCUCCCAGGUGCCUCGAUUUGUGCGUGUGAACACUCUCAAGACCUGCUCUGAUAAUGUAGUUGAUUAUUUCAAGAGACAAGGUUUCUCCUACCAGGGUCGGGCCUCCAGCCUUGAUGACUUAAGGGCCCUCAAGGGGAAGCAUUUUCUUCUGGAUCCCUUGUUGCCAGAGUUGCUUGUGUUUCCUGCCCAGACAGAUCUACAUGAACAUCCACUAUACCAAGCUGGUCACUUCAUUCUUCAAGACAAAGCCAGCUGUCUCCCAGCCAUGCUAUUGGCUGCUCCGCCAGGCUCCCAUGUCAUUGAUGCAUGUGCUGCUCCAGGCAAUAAGACCAGUCACUUGGCUGCUCUUAUGAAGAACCAAGGGAAGAUCUUUGCUUUUGAUCUGGAUGCCAAACGGCUGGCAUCUAUGGCCACUCUGCUGGCCCGGGCUGGAGUCUCUUGCUGUGAGCUGGCGGAGAAGGACUUCCUGGCAGUCUCACCUUCAGACCCACGUUAUCGUCAGGUCCACUACAUCCUGCUGGAUCCUUCUUGUAGUGGCUCUGGUAUGUUGACCAGACAGCUGGAGGAGCCAGGGGCAGGCACACCUAGCAAGGAACGCUUGCGUGCGCUGGCAGGGUUCCAGCAGCGAGCUCUAUGCCACGCACUCAGUUUCCCCUCCUUGCAGCGCCUCGUGUAUUCCACGUGUUCCCUUUGCCAAGAGGAGAAUGAGGACGUGGUGCGAGAUGCCCUACAGCAGAACCCAGGGGCCUUUAGGCUAGUUCCUGUCCUGCCCUCCUGGCCCCACCGAGGUCUUGGUACUUUCCCAGGUGCUGAGCACUGCCUACGGGCCUCCCCUGAGACCACACUCACUGGUGGCUUCUUCAUUGCUGUCAUUGAAAGGGUAAAAGUGUCAAGCUCAGUCUCACAAGCUGAAGCACUGGCACCAGACCGCACACCCAGCCCGGCCCCAAAGAGAAAGAAAAGACGGUAAAAAGCAGUGGUUGGUCAUAGCACACCAUCUGGCAUGUAGGUGCUCAAAGCUUUGACUUUCAGUCAAGCAGUAGAAAAUUCUGCUGUAGGAAGUUAAUGCAGCUGGAAAGGCAGAGUGAAUUUCUCAGUCAUUUGGGUCCUUCCCUGGACUGCAUUCUUGCUGGUGAGAGAACGGCUGGUCACAAAAAUAAAAAGCAGAACAUGGCCAUGAUAGAUCACAGUUUUUUUUAUUCUUAAUGACAUAAGCAGGAAAAAAAUAUCUCACAUUCAUACUAAAAAUUCCAACUAGACUCAACAGGAAUAAAGUUUUCAUUUGUAAUGGAAAGUCCCAGCCUCCCGUUCCUGUCCAGUAGGCAUACAUGUACACACUCACUCACUCACACCAUGCCAGGAUGCCCUCCUUUGGGGGAGUGGGUUCCUGGGCCAACUGUCCUGCCUGUGGAGCUGAGGCAAACUAGCUCAGAGUACUAAAGCUAAGACGGGAUCUACCUUACGUAAGGUACAGGUAGAAGUUGGUCUCUAUACGUAUGCCCCACCCCCACCCCUCCAAUCCUAAUGGGUAAUUUGGGACUUUAGGUUCAGGCUCUUUCCUCAGCUUGAAGCCAACUAUUAACAUGUUGGACUUCAGAGCUCUUCUGGGGGGUGGGGAGGAGCAGUCCCCAGCCACAAAGCAUUCAACCUCAGUCACUAAGGGAGAGGGAGGGACCAGUUACAUCUACAUCACACUAUUUAUAAAAUAAGAGUUACGUUUUAUAUAACGUGUCCAGAGGCGCUCUAGUCCCUCAGGAAAACUGCCUGAGACAGCACAUGAGCCUCCUCUUCACACAGGCAUAACUUAACUAUACAGCUAAUUUCUAGUCAGUAGCGUUUAUACUUAACCACCUCAAUGAACCAAGCUUGAAGGAAUUUAAAAGGCAAUUUAGCUUAAAUACAAAAAUAAAUUUUUAUUUUGUUAAAAAAUGUUUAAA